Molecule: messenger RNA, 10561 nt
Organism: Cervus elaphus (red deer)
Lineage: Eukaryota; Metazoa; Chordata; Mammalia; Artiodactyla; Cervidae
Gene: STAM
Product: signal transducing adaptor molecule
Exons: 14
Coding region: 204-1808 (534 amino acids)
Biological process (GO): protein transport to vacuole involved in ubiquitin-dependent protein catabolic process via the multivesicular body sorting pathway
Cellular component (GO): ESCRT-0 complex
Molecular function (GO): phosphatidylinositol binding; ubiquitin binding
Source: RefSeq, a predicted model, not a curated record
GGCCUUCGCGGCUCCUCCGCUCUUGCCGCCGCCGCCGCUGCUGCCGCGGUUGCUGGGGGUCGGGGAGAGCUGGGGCUGUAGCGGGCCGUGGAGAGUCCGUCUCGGCCGCUGUUUUUGCCCGAGGAGACUUCCUUCCUAGGUCGCACCCUGACUCCCGUGGUGUCGAGGGGGAGUCCCUGCGGACACCUCUGCACGCAGUGGAGAUGCCUCUGUUUGCCACCAAUCCCUUCGAUCAGGAUGUCGAGAAAGCAACCAGUGAAAUGAAUACUGCUGAGGAUUGGGGCCUCAUUUUGGAUAUUUGUGAUAAAGUCGGUCAGUCUCGCACUGGACCUAAAGAUUGUCUUCGGUCUAUUAUGAGGAGGGUAAACCAUAAAGAUCCUCAUGUGGCUAUGCAGGCUCUCACCCUUCUAGGAGCAUGUGUCUCAAACUGUGGCAAAAUUUUUCACUUAGAAGUAUGUUCGAGAGAUUUUGCUAGUGAAGUAAGCAACGUAUUAAACAAGGGUCAUCCUAAAGUGUGUGAAAAAUUGAAGGCUCUUAUGGUUGAAUGGACAGAUGAAUUCAAGAAUGAUCCACAGCUUAGUCUAAUAUCAGCAAUGAUUAAGAACCUGAAGGAACAGGGUGUUACGUUUCCAGCUAUUGGCUCUCAGGCUGCAGAGCAAGCUAAAGCAAGCCCAGCUCUGGUAGCCAAGGAUCCUGGUACUGCGGCUAACAAAAAAGAAGAGGAAGAUUUAGCGAAAGCCAUUGAGUUAUCCCUGAAGGAACAAAGGCAGCAGUCAACCACCCUUUCCACUUUGUAUCCAAGCACAUCCAACCUCUUAACUAACCAUCAACAUGAAGGCCGGAAAGUUCGUGCUAUAUACGACUUUGAAGCUGCUGAAGAUAAUGAACUGACUUUUAAAGCUGGAGAAAUUAUUACAGUUCUUGAUGACAGUGACCCCAACUGGUGGAAAGGGGAAACCCAUCAAGGCAUGGGGCUCUUCCCCUCGAAUUUUGUGACUGCAGAUCUCACUGUUGAGCCUGAAAUGAUUAAAACGGAGAAGAAGACGGUACAAUUUAGUGAUGAAGUUCAGGUAGAAACGAUAGAACCAGAACCAGAACAAGCCUACAUUGAUGAGGAUAAAAUGGACCAGUUGCUACAGAUGUUGCAAAGUACAGAUCCCAGUGAUGAUCAACCGGAUCUUCCAGAGUUACUUCAUCUUGAAGCAAUGUGUCACCAGAUGGGGCCUCUCAUUGAUGAGAAGCUGGAGGAUAUCGAUAGAAAACAUUCAGAACUCUCAGAACUGAAUGUUAAAGUGAUGGAAGCCCUGUCCUUGUAUACCAAGUUAAUGAAUGAAGACCCCAUGUAUUCCAUGUAUGCAAAAUUACAGAAUCAGCAGUAUUAUAUUCAGUCAUCUGGUGUUUCUGGUUCUCAGGUGUACCCACCUCAGAGUGGUGCUUACCUGGUCGCAGGGAGCGCCCAGAUGAGCCACCUGCAGAGCUACAGCCUGCCCCCAGAGCAGCUGUCUUCCCUCAGCCAAGGAGCAGUGCCACCGUCUGCAAGCCCAGCCCUUCCUACUCAGCAAGCCCAGGCUUCCUACCCCAACACAAUGGUCAGCCCCGUCCCGGGAAGUACGUACCCCAGCCCGGCUUCAGUGUACAGUCCUCCCCCUGCCGCCACAGCUGCUCCCGACGUCACCAUCUACCAGAACGCGGGGACCAGCCUGUCCCAGGUGCCGAACUAUACGUUACCGUCCACAGUGCCCCAGCCGGGGGGCAGCCAGCAGCCGCCUCAGCCGCAGCAGCCGUACUCCCAGAAGGCUCUGCUAUAGGACUGGAGUCCCCUUUGUGGCAGAUACCCGCCGAUCGCCAAUGGCAAUGUUACGAGAUCCUUUAAUAUCUUAAGAUUGGUUCACCCUCAGCUUAUAGGAAUCGUAUCUUGGUCAACACGUUCCAAUGUUCAAGAAGGGAGAUCCCUCUUCAAUUUGCACUGACUUUUUAGAGGGUCUCCCCUCCCCUCCCCUGUGAGGAAUGAAACUACUUACAACAUAUAAUUCCUUUCAUAAUAUGAAAGGAUCAAUGCAAGAUUAUCUGUCUCGUAAAACCACCUGGCCUGCAAAGAGUCAAACUUACCAACACUGUUGUGGCAAAUGUUGUGUACAUAGGUUGCUGUGUAGCUUCACUACUGGCCAUUUUGAAUCACAAGUGGUGAUCAUGUGAAUAUAUUUAACACUGUUAAAUUAAUUGACCUUGCUAUUUUAUUUUAAUCAUGAACAGCUACCAUGUUCCAUAAUGUUUUGUGUAAAUUGAAGAUAAUUACACUAUCCUUUUAAACUGCAAGAGAAAAACUGUAGCAUAUGUACAUGAAGGUGUUAUGUUGUCCCCAUUUCAGUUUCCCAUUCAACUGAACCUUCCUGGGAGUAAUUGGGAGCUGAACGCACAUAUGUUAUGUCAUUCUGUAGCCUCUGCAUACUACUAGCUGUCAUCACACCAGCGUACAGUAGCUAAAUUUUUGGUGCACUUCUAGCAAAUGAUGAUGUUCCCCUUUAAACUUUGACAUUUUGGCAUGAUAUAUCAGAAUACUGUGGGACCAUGAGACAAAAAUCAAGUCGGACUGCAUUCUUUUAUACCUUAACUUUUAAAGAGAUAAUGUUGAUUUACUUUUUCCUAGUCGAAGAUAGUAAUUAGGUUUCUAAACUGUAUACUGUGUUUAUUGGUGGCAGUGACACCAAAGAUAGAGGCAAAGGAUAGAAGCUUUUAAACUGGAAAGAGAACAUGAAUUACACUACAAUUUCAGUCUCUUGUAAUUAUUUAGGCUACGGUGAAAUUCAUUUCAUCUGUCUUAUUCCACUGCUAGUCUUUUAAAUAUGUCUUUAACACAUUGUAUCCUUUAAUUCUUCAUUAAAAUGAGUGUAAGUAGAUGUUUCAAAGUCAUCUAGAUUCCUGGCUUUGCUUAACAGUUUGUAUAUGUAUUCUUGUCUUUGAAACUGAAUUUAUAGGCUGUUUUCUCUCUCUCCUCUCUUUUAAAGUUCCCGAAUGGAAUUAUUUUGGCUUCUUAUUCAGAAGCAGUUUUGAAUGAAUGCUUUUUCUUUUAAUCCAUAUGAAAUAUGUUUUCUGCUGAUAUUUUAAUCUCCUUAAAUAUUUAUAAUUUCCCAAGUUGUGCUGUUAUUUAACACUAUUAUUGAAACAACUGAAGAAUUGAGUACCAUAGUAAACGAAUUGAUUUAUUAACAGGUUUCACACCAUAAAUGAAGAUUUAAUUUGUAUUUUCUGAGACUAUUGUGAUCAGGUACUUGCUUUCCCUUUUGACACCAUGAUUCUACCUUUGACAAGGUAGGUUCAAAUUUACAUCACCCUAAUUUGUGUUUUCCUAAGUUUAGAGUACUUUGCCCUCAAACAGUAAUUUUAAAAUUCAAAAUCAAACUUUACAUUAAAAUUUUUAAUAUGUUGUUUUUUGCUAAACAUUGUCAAAAGAUUGUAAUAUUUUUCAUUGCCAUUUGAAUAGUUUAAGUGAUACACUUUGUGUCAAUUCAUACUGUAUUUUUCUCUGUUUUUUGAUAAAUUCCCCAAUACCAGUGGCAAAAUGUAUCGUUGUCCCAUUUUAUUUUGGUAUGCUUCAUGCUGUAAAAUCAAUGACAUAUUCUCUAGUAUGUGUUUUGCCUUGUAAAAGUCAAAGAAUGGUGAAAUGAAAAAAGGCUAUCCUUAUUACAAGGCAUGUGUAAGUUUCUUUACCUAGUCAUAUUACUAGGCUUUUAUAAAGAUUUAAAUGAUGAAUACUUAAAAAUACUUAAAACCAAUACUAUAUUAUAAGCUUGUAGGUUUCUUUUACUAGGCUUCCCUAGUAGCUCAGUGGUAAAGAAUCUGCCUGCAGAGCAGGAGAUGCUGGUUUGAUCCCUGAGUUCAGAAGAUCCCCUGGAGAAGGAAAUGGCAACUCACUCCAGUUUUCUUGCCUGGGAAAUCCCGUGGAUAGAGGAUCCUGGCGGGUUAUGUUAGUCCAUGGGGUCACAAAAGAGCUGUAGAUGACUUAGCAACUAAACAGCUUUCACUUACUAGGUAUGAAAACACCAGAUGGAAAAAAUUCCACUGAAAAGGAAGCACUGGAUUUUCCAUCUUUCAGGUGCCAGGGCAAGGAUAGAAAUAGGAAAGGACUAAUUAGGAGCACAGUGAUUUUGUUCUGCAACCAGAGUGUGUGCUGCACUUUUGUAAAAUUUUUCUUUAACAGGUAGCUGUCCCCUUUUAAAGGGAAUUGAAUUAUUUAUAAAAUAAAUUAGCUAUAAUAAGAAUUUCUGGGAAGCAAAUUUUACUUCUCAGUAAAACUCUUUUUGCUUUUAUGAAGUAAAAGUAAAAAGUUUUUUUUACUUUUAUAAAGUUUUAUAAAGUUUGUGUAUCCAUAAGCCAGUGACAUCUGAAUGGCAAAAUUCUGCCCAGUUACUGUCUAGCAAGAGUAGCUAACAAACCCCAUGGUCAGUCGGAUGACUAAUACAUCAGUGUCCUAAACCUACCUACUACGUAGUGCGUCCUUCCCCUGAUUUCCCCUAACUCCGUGGUCCUGCUUUGCUGUUCCUGUCUCUCCUACUCAUGAGGAACCUUUUUCUGUGCCAGAGAUUUUCUUCACUGUAUUAAAAACUUCUGAAAGUUUGUCUCUAUACCUGUUAAUUUAUGUAAUUAAAAUGCUUAGUAGACCCCUAGUGUUCUUUUCUCGUAGUUUUCAUAAAUGACACAUGUAUAAUUCAGCAUGAAACUUACCUUUAGUCCCAGGCUUCAAGUUUAUAAAAGAUAAAUUAGUGUCCUAUCUGAUAAACUCUGCAACUGCAAAAACUAUACAAUUAUUUUCUAAAUUUAGGUCCAUUGGUAUAAUUUGUCAAAUUUUCAUUUAAGACAUUAAAAUCACUGUUUUCUUUUUCUCAUCUUACCAGUUAGCAAUUAUAGAGUGUUGUUGUAUCACUCUUUAUUUAAUAGUAAAAUCAUAUAAUUUUAUAAUUUAAAAAAAGUUUUUCAUUGUCAAUGAAUCUUUGUACCCUUUAGAAUAAAGAAAAACUUACUUAACUGUUUCUCAAAGACCUUAUGUUCAGUUAUCUUUUAUUUUAGAAUCAUGAUUAAGUGUUCUUGUCAAAACCUAGAUUAUUUUCUUUCUUUUUUUUCAAGAUUUUUUUUUUCAGGUGAACCAUUUUUAAAGUCUUUAAUGAGUUUGUUACAAUAUUGUUUCUGUUUUAUAUUUUGUUUUUUAUGAGCGUGAGGCAUGUGGAAUCUUAGCUCCCUGACCAGGGAUCGAACCUGCACCCCCUGCUUUGGAAGUUGAAGUCUUAACCACUGGACCACCAGGGAAGUCCCUAGAUUAUUUUCUGUGUUAUUUAUGAUUACAGCCCCUGUUUCUAAUCAAAGCUUCCUUGAAUUUUAUGCCCUCUUUUUUCUAAUAUGGUCUUCCUUUGAGAUUAUUUUUCCCUCCUGAUUUUUCUUGCUUCAGAAAUAUUUUUUCCAUACAGAUUUCUUUACUGAACAAAGCCUAACUCUUUAUUGGCGAUAACUUGUGGUCAUACUGUUCUUUGCUGAUUUUCUGACUCCUAGUUUUAUGUUAAUCCUUGCCAUUGCCAUUAUUCUCCGUUUCCUGUUUCUUUUCCAGUCAGAGUUUCUGAUAAGGAUUGCAUAUUAAGUGUCAGUAAGCUCCUGCAUAAACAUGAAAGGAACUAGUUCUAAUAUCUUUUGGUGUUCAUAGACUUAAGAAAGUUAUGUGUAUUUUAGAAAAGAGUAUAUUCAAAUUUUUUUAUCUGAUGCCAUCAGUAACAAAUAUUUUUGAGUUUAUGGCCUCAAAAUAUGUGUAUUUACAAAUGGUACAAGUUCUACUGUAGUAAUAUGUGUAGUACAUUAUGAAACCCAAGAAAUCUUACAAGGAUAAGAGUAAAGUUUAUUAAUAGAAAUUCUAAUAUUUCUUCGCUUAUCUCUGGUUCAUUAGUCGGUACCCUGGAAUGUAUCUGCCCGAUUAGGAGACCACUGAUUUAGAGGUUACGACUAGACAGAGGGGAGGUACUGUGUUACUAGGUUGGCCCUUUGAAGUCGGCAUCUGAAACUACAAGUGCUGCUUUUCCCAGCCAUUCUCUAUGUUGAGAAUUUUCAGUUAUAAAAAGAUUGAAGUAAUAUAUUGAAUACCUGAGUACUCUUCACCUUGAUUCAUGAAUCAUUAACAUUUUGUUAAUGAUACUUUAUUGUGUGAAUAGGCAAAGUUAGACUUUGCACUAAACUAUAUGCCCAAGCAUUUCAUCAUGUAUUUUGUUAAAGAUAAAUACCUCUUCCUUCAUAACCUAAAACUUUAUCUAAGAAAAUUAAGAAAAUUAACAUCUAAGAAAAUUAACAGUAAUUCUGUAAUAUAAUUAUUACCAAACACCCCUAAUAAUCCCUGUUUUAUAGGUACAGUUUUUUUAAAUUCCAGGAAACAGAUCACAUUUUUAAUGUCCCUUUAUUCUCUAUGAAUCUGGAUUAAUCUCUUCUUUUUUCCUCCAUGAUUUUUGCCCUUUUAAAGAUCAAACCUGUUGUCUUUUAGUGUGUCCCACAUUCUGGAUUUAUCUCUCUCUUUUUUUUAAAUGUUAAUUAUUAUUUAUUAUUUGAUGCUCUAGUCUCAUUAUAGUCCUCUUUUUUCUUAAUUAACCCUUCAAAAGUUAGUCAGAAUUAUGUGAUUUAUGGUUAAAGGUGGUGAAUCUAAAGUUUUCAAUCUCAUAUCAGAGAAGUGUAUAUAUAAAUGAACAUUUUGAGCCUUUGGAUGUGGUUUUUCUGUAUAAAUAGAGGCUGUGUGCUCAGGCCACUGAUGCUUAGUACAGUUUUGUGUCCUUUUUAUCCAGUUGCAGUUAGAGUCAAUGAAGGAAAUCUGAACCUUUAAAAACAAUUGGCUCCCUUCUAUCCCCUUUCAAACCCAAAUCAGCUUUUCUUAAGCUUAUUCAUGUACCUGAUUCACUCACAGUGGCUUUUAAGUAUUUUAGAAAUGGCAUCAACAAGUAUAGAACUUUGUUUUAGGGUGUGUACAUUUUGGCAUGUUUGUUUUAAAAGACUCAUUACCUUUUAUUCAUAUCUUCUAUUAAGAUACUGAAAUCACUUUAAAGGAAGGGAAGUACUUCCUUUUUAAAAAAUCUAGAUUUUACUUAUUCUCCUGAGAUUGGUUGCCAAAUUGGAAUCAGGCUGAGUAAAAUUUAUUCCCAGAGUAAAGUUAGAAACACAUACAAGUUACGGUAAUAUACACUAUCAGGUUGUUAAGUAGCUGGUUUAAACCCUCAUUUCAGUUGGUUAAUGGCUUUUAAAAAAAAACCCAAUAUUUGUAAUCCGUUGUUUUUGUGUCAGGCUAUAUGAAAUUUCUUAAAGUGUAGGAUAAUUACAUAUCUUACUACUUCAAAAAGAGAUCUAGUAUGUAAACAAUUGAGGAUGUUUUUGAUUAAUUGUACGUGAUGUUUUCUGGAAGGUAUUUAAGAUGCCAAAUAUGAAACGUCCAUGUGGUAUGAUUAAAAUACUUGUGUACUGGUUUUGAAUUUUGUUCCUCUUCCCUCAGAGGAAAAAAAAUGUUUCAAUUUAAUAUCUUUGAUAUUCUGUAGUUUUAAAAUACGAUAAACCUAAAGGAGUUGUGAAACAUGACCAAGGAAGUUGUAGUGAAGAAUACAGGUAAAUUCACUAAAUAUUUACCAAAGAAGCUUCAUUAUAACAAGUCCAUUUCUAUGCAUGGUAGAUGGCACAGGAUAAAACAAAUGGUUUUAGUAUUUGCACUGUAAAUUGUAUCCAUUUUGACCAUAUGGGUUUUUUUGUCAAGGAUGUGGUGAUACUUCUGGUUGAAGAAAAGAAUAAGAACUAAAUUAUGUUUCAGGAGUUUAUUGGGGUUCUAUUCUACUAUGAUGUGGACAUUUUAGUUCAUGACCCUUAGGAAUUCAGAUUUUAACCCAGAUGUGUCUUUUGUCAAAAGAGUUAUCUUGCUAGAUAUGUGAUCCUGGGCAGUUCCAUGAAUCUCUCCAGCCUUCUACUUAUUUAUAAAUUGUCGCGUUAGUAUAACUGUUACAUGAUCCUUUGAGGCUUGCAGAAAUUCUGUGCUUCAGAGCCUCAGCCUUCUCGCCAUUCAGCCUGGACAGCUCAUCUGUGCCCCUGCUGUUACCUCACAGCUCAGAGGCAGACAAGGUACAGAAACUUGGGGACCUGUUCCCAGCACAUGGUCACUAACAGUCCCUGUGUGUCGUCUGGGAUACUUGGUGUCCGUCAGUCCAGCGGUCCCCGGCCUUUUUGGCACUAGGGACUGGUUGCGUGGAAGACAAUUUUUCCACAGACCAGGGUCAGGGGGAUGGUUUCAGGAUGAUUCAAGCGCUUUACAUCUAUUGUACACUCUUAUUAUUACAUCAGCUCUGCCUCAGAUCAUCAGGCAUUAGAUCCUGGAGGUUGGGGACCCCUGCGUUAGUCAACUCCUGAGCCUUUUGUUGAUGUUUGAGUGACCCCACAAGGAAUAUCUGGACUUGGAGUAGAAGCACUUUCACUUGAUAAUACUUUCACUUUCACUGGUGCCGAUUUGGAGGAAAAAUUAAAUAAUUAUGGCUCUGAAGCAUAUACUGUUUUCGUAUCUUGUGUCAAGCUAAAGGAGAGGCAACAACAGACUAAGAUUAUUAUGAAAUUUUAUUGCUUUUGAUGUUCUUGUAAGCAGAAUAGUACCAUUGGACUCACCGAGGUGAGAAUGGUGACAAAGCCAACGUAUUCUUUUUCUGUUUUAUUUACCAAGUAAGCAGAUUACCUGAAAUGCUGGAGAACUAUGGAAACUAGGAGCUUCCAUCUUUGAAACAGGCUGAGAGAGUCUUUUUCUAAUAUUCCAAAUAAGGUACAAAGUCAGCAAUGGCAUUUUUUGUUUUUUUGCAUCACAAAUAUUUGACCUAGGAAAAUGUUAUGUAUUGUGUGAUUACAAGUUAUUAACACACAUAAACAUUUGCUUUUAAAGGUUAGUUUUUUCUAAGCAACUUUUUCGUAUGUGUCAAUGUCAGUUACAUGUGUACAGUAUUUUACAUAGUUAUAUAGAACAAUUUCAAAAAUAAAAUGAAUUUUUUUUUUUUUUUUUAGUGUUCUUGUUUGGACUUCAGGAAAUUAGAUAUCCUGCUGGCAUUAAAAAUUCUUUCCUAAAUUAGUUUAUGAUAUUUCAUGGAAUCUCAUUAAAAGGCUUUUGUCAAGUAUUACAUAAAGUAAAUAAGCUUUUUAUAGAGGGAGAAAGACAGAAUUUCCAGUUGUUUUCACUGGUUGUGUUAUAUUCCCAGCAGGAAUAGUCAGUUCCUUUUUAGAAUCUUUUUUGCUGUCUCUCGCUGAUUUUUUUAAGAGUAAUUUCAGGAGUGAAUACUGGUUAGUUUUUAUCAAAACAAGCAGACAAAAAAGACAAAGCUCUUUACGUCAUAUUGAGAAUCAAUUUUGUGUUUGUAUAGGUAAUGUUUCUUCUUUAUUUUUAAGAGAUUACUUACAUUCUAGUUGUUCUUUGUGAAAUAAUUUAAUAUCAAAACAUCAGGAUACUUUUAUUUCAUUGACAUGGUUGCCAAAUUUAAUUUACUUGGAGGGGGAGCAGGCAGGCCAGUGGGUUUCCUUUGGGUUAAGUUAAAUAUGCAUUUGCAAUAGGAAGACUUCUGGUAUCUGGACUGGAACUUUAUUAGGCUAUAAGUUAAAGUGUUGUGCUUUUGCUUAGCUCCACAAAACUGAGGAGUAUUUCUCCUCUGCAUGCCUUUCAUGAACUUGAAAGAGAAUCAUCUCCUUCAGGUUUUCAGUAUGAAGGGAGCAAAGUUCUGUUUUUAUUUCAACUCUUAUUCAGCAUUUGUGUCUAACUAUGCUGAUUUGUCUAUUUGAAAAGCAAAAAAUGUCCUCCAAAAAAAAAUAUCCUCCAGUUUUUACUUGCUCAAGAAUACUUACUGUAACAUAAUUCUAUUUGUGCUUUGAGUGGGGAGCACUAAAAUUAAGUGUCUAGUUUAUACCAAAUGUUUGUUUUAUGUAUAUUGUAAUUCACAAUGAUCAGGGAAAUUGGUCACGAAAAUUAAGCAAAGGAGGAUAGAUUAAUUGCUGAAGGAGCUGAGUUUAAGUAAUAUGUUUUAACCGUUUUGUCAAACACAUUUUGAGAUUAAAAACUCUGAAGUAUUUUUCAUUUUUGACCAAGAGGUGAGCAUUAUUACAUUAAAAUUGAGUAGAAUAAUCUAAAUUAUUAUGUAUAGUAUCUUUUGAAAGUCAUAUUUCUAAGCUUUUUUAUAUCUAGUAAUUCACAUGUUUAUUAGUCAUGCUGUGUAUAACUCUUUUUUUUCUAGAUAUUUAUUCCAAGAGCUGUGGUUUGAGAAACAUAAAAUUCUAUACAGAAUGAAAUCAACUGAAGAGAAACCUGAAGACUGAUUGUGGUUCUCACAGAUAAUUCCUGUUUAUUGGAUUUAAAAUGUUGUAACUUUGAUGACCUGGAGCUCAGAGUACAGGGAAUUUUGCUGUCGGGCAUUUAUGUGUCCUAAAAAAUCACUAUGCAGCAUGCAUUACUACAUGAUAAAAAAAGCCUUAGAGUUUAUGGGGAAAACCCAUCAGAGGCACAACAUUGCAGAGCAUCUGCAAUAACACACUUAAGAAUAAA